This is a messenger RNA of Colossoma macropomum (tambaqui), 2027 nucleotides long. RefSeq names its product glycosyltransferase 8 domain containing 1 (gene glt8d1). Gene Ontology annotation, molecular function: glycosyltransferase activity. Lineage: Eukaryota; Metazoa; Chordata; Actinopteri; Characiformes; Serrasalmidae. The transcript is spliced from 10 exons. The record is from RefSeq and is a predicted model, not a curated record. Bases 176 to 1270 code for a protein of 364 amino acids. Gene Ontology annotation, cellular component: Golgi apparatus.
GUCCAUUUCUCCUGAAAAAAAAAUCACCGUGUGCUUUUCUCCUUCUCCGACUUGUUGAUGUUGAGUUGGCAUUUUGGAUGAGAACCUGAAGGGGUCUAGAUAAGCAAGUACUAGAGCUGAUGAGGAGGUGAUGAAGUACUCAGUUUGAGAGAAGUGAAGGGCAACAGUGAGGGCAAUGACGCUACGUAGAGUGAACGUGGUCAUCCUUGUGCUGCUGUCAAUAGCCUUUUUAAUAAUUGUACAUCGAAAUCUGCUGAAUCUCAGUGAUUUCCUAAGACAGGACAAUUCAGAUGUAGCACCAGGUAUGAUACUGCCCUUCGAAACUGGAUUCUUCUCGGAUCGUAAAGUCAAGACAGGAGCGGAGAUCCCGGUGGUCAUCACAGCUGCGGAGGAGAGGCUGGGGGCCGCUGUGGCUGCCAUGAACAGCGUGAAACAAAACAGCAAGGCCAAUGUGGUUUUCAGCAUAGUGACUCUGAAUGAGUCUGUGGAGCAUCUCAGGACCUGGUUAAGUAAGACUGACAUCAAACAUAAAAUCAUCACAUUUGAGCCCAAGAUCCUUGAGGGGAAGAUUUCACAAGAUCCACAAAAGGCAGAUUUGGUGAAACCGCUAACCUUUGCUAGAUUCUACAUGCCAGUGUUCUUACCUGAUGCUGAGAAAGCAAUUUACCUGGACGAUGAUGUUAUAGUACAAGGAGACAUUCAGGAACUUUUUGACACAAGCCUGAAGGCUGGACACGCAGCUGCUUUUUCAGAGGACUGUGACUCUGCGUCCUCCAAAGGAUUUGUUAGAGGAGCAGGAAACCAGAACAAUUAUAUUGGCUUUCUGGACUUCAAAAAAGAAGCUAUUAAGAAACUGGGAAUGAGAGCAAACACAUGUUCUUUCAAUCCUGGAGUCAUCGUGGCAAACUUAACCGAAUGGAAACACCAAAACAUCACCCGGCAGCUGGAACAGUGGAUGGAGCGUAAUGUCAAGGAAGACCUCUACAGCAGAACUCUAGCAGACAGCUUCACUACACCUCCCCUGCUUAUUGUAUUCUACAAGCACCACUCCAGCAUUGACCCCAUGUGGCAUGUCAGGCAUCUCGGAGCCACUGGAGCUGGAAAUCGUUACUCUCCACAGUUCGUCAAAGCUGCCAAACUGCUCCACUGGAACGGACACUUUAAGCCAUGGGGCAGAACCUCCUCGUUCUCUGAUGUUUGGGACAAGUGGUACAUUCCAGAUCCCACAGGGAAAUUUCAUCCAAUUAGAAGACACUCAGGGGACAAAUAAACCUGGAUUCGAAUUACAGGGGCACUUUGCACAACUAUUGCAGUUCGCAACAACGACCUACUUUGUUGCAUCUGAACAUCUAGCCUACUGUACAGUAUUUUGCAGUUCUACAGAGUAUUUUAAGCCCAGUUAGGGAAAGAUAGGAAUAGGAUAACAUAGCUGCCUCUGGCCUCUUCAGUGAUGACCAUUCUGGGUGACAUUCCUUUGGAAAACGAUGUUUAAUAUUGUUUUGUAACUGUGUCAAUUUUUUUUCCCUUUUCACACUAGGUCUCAGCUAACUCUAAGGACAGAAGGUACCUAGAGGAUAGUUCAUAGGAAACUAAAAUGCUACCUCAGCGCUCAGUGUGUGCAGUAUGUGUGUUGAAACAAAAGGUCCAGGGUUUCUUUUUUGCAUCACUUUUUCUGUAACCCACUACGUUGCUCAAAUGUACUCUAUUGCAGUUAUGACACUCACCCCAUGACCUGUUACACUAACCUUUGCCUUUUAAUUUUGUAGCUUUCCAAGCUUGGAACAAAACCACUGACAAUGUUACGCAUCAGAUUUGUUGCUUAUUUUCCUUAAUUUAGAUUUACUUACAGUAUAAAGUAAAAGCAUGCAUUUUGUGUUGUGCUCAUAUCUAUGAGCAAGUUAAAUGCCAGAGCAACAGCCAUCCCCACUACAUAUUUUACUUCUCUGUUGUUGGGGACAGAGUGCCAAUUUGUAUAUAGAGAAGCGAUUAUGUAUUUAUGCAUUGAAUAAAGUUGAAUAAAAUUGGUA